CCCAAUUUUCUGCACCUACUGACGGUGAACCCAAGGCUGACAUGCUGAGUCCCUUACGAAGAGAUGUUUGCUCUUUACGGCACAAUCUGGGGCCUUUAGAGGCACUGUCAGCUGGAGUUAUUAAUUUAUUUUAGUUGCAGCAAGCAGCUGAGGUUUCUCAGCUGAGAGGAGCUCGAGUCAUCUCUGCUGAAGAUCUCCUGUUCUUAAUGCGCAAAGAUAAGAAGAAGCUUAGAAGGCUACUUAAAUACAUGUUUUUUCGAGACUACAAAUCUAAAAUUGUCAAAGGAAUAGAAGAAGAUGACCUCCUUGAAGACAAAUUCAACAGUAAUAAUACCAACAAGCGGCAGAAGCUUGCUCAAGACUUUCUCAACUCCAUUGACCAGACGGGAGAGCUCUUAGCCAUGUUUGAAGAUGAUGAGAUUGAUGAUGUCAAGCAAGAGCGAAUGGAGAGAGCAGAAAGACAAACACGAAUGAUGGACUCAGUCCAGUAUGCAGAAUUUUGUGAAAGUCGGCAACUGAGUUUUUCAAAGAAAGCAUCCAAGUUUCGUGACUGGUUGGAUUGUAGCAGUAUGGAAAUAAAGCCAAAUGCAGUUGCAAUGGAGAUUUUGGCAUAUUUAGCAUAUGAGACUGUGGCACAGUUGGUGGACUUGGCCCUUUUGGUUAAGCAGGACAUGGCUCCCAAAGCUGGUGACCCGUUCAGUCAUGCCAUAUCUGCUACCUUCAUACAGUAUCACAACUCUACUGAGCCACAUCUCUUAGGGCAAUCUACAAGUGUGAAGACCAGUCUUGACUCUCCUGAAAACACACCACCUCCUACACCCACACCCCCAGCAUCAGCAGGACAGCAACAUCUUGGGAAAACCCCAUCAGGAGUCCUGGGGAAUGGUGGAAUUGGACAGGACUCUACCAAAUCCAAACAAAGGAAAAGAAAAAAGAGCACUGCAGCCUGUGGUAUAGAGGCUCAAAGCGAUGCCAUCCAGCCCAGCCACAUCAGAGAGGCCAUUCGACGCUAUGGCCACAAGAUUGGCCCCCUUUCCCCAUUCACAAGUGCCUACCGCAGAAACGGGAUGACUUUUCUCGCCUGCUAAUGUGGAUGUGGCUGCAGCAACAGGAAAGGCAGUGUUAUAUUAAGGUGAUUUUCUUUUCCCCUCCAUGGAAGGAAAAAAAAAAAUACAAGCUCCAAUGUCUCCGUGUACCAGUGAGUGGGCUGGUUUGUUGUGACUAUCUGCUGGCUGACUCUGUCUCUUUUUCCAGCCCCCUCAAUCGUUAUUCUUGUUUACUAGCUGGAACAUUUAGCUAAUUAAUGGCAGGAUGUUUGGGAUAGCGUGUAGGUGGACAAGAAUGCAGAUCAGACAGUGCUGAAGUUUGCAGGGGACUUGCUGCUGUCAGCCUCUUUCUGAAAUGCGAUGUCAUUUUUAUUUAAGUGUUCGGAAGUCUGUAUGCUCUCCUCGAGAUGGUUUUUUUUGUAAAGCAGGAUGAGGCAGAAAGAGGCACGAGAUAGACUG
This is a messenger RNA of Pelecanus crispus (Dalmatian pelican), 1505 nucleotides long. Lineage: Eukaryota; Metazoa; Chordata; Aves; Pelecaniformes; Pelecanidae. The record is from RefSeq and is a predicted model, not a curated record.